GUCUUGUGAUCGAACAGCUGAAGAGACAAGGGUUGCGAGAAGGAUUGGAAGUCAAAUUUUUCGAGUGAAAUUAUUUCCAUAUAAGCUAGCGUGAGAUUUUGACAAUAAUCAUGGUGGACCGUGCGAAUAUCAAACAGAUGAUACCAACGCUGCCAGAUGAAAAAAUUGAUAUGCUGGCAGCUACAAGCGUGCUCCAACAACAAGCUGCUGAUAUUAGAAACCAACGAAUUAAUUGGCAAUCAUAUUUGCAAUCACAAAUGAUAUCGAAAGAAGACUAUGAUUUUAUAGCAGCUUUUGACACAAGUGAUGCUAAAGCAAGGGAAAGUAAGCUAUCAGAGAAUCCACAUCAGGCAGCUAAAACGUUCCUUAAUUUGCUUGGUCAUGUUUCAAAGGAUCAGACAAUUCAGUAUAUCCUCACGAUGAUUGAUGACAUGUUACAGGAGGAUCGCAGUCGCGUGGAAAUCUUCCGUGAGCAUUCUACUCGAAAACGAGAAUCAGUUUGGGGACCAUUCCUCAAUUUGUUGAAUCGGCAAGAUGGUUUUAUAAUGAAUAUGACAUCGCGCAUUAUAGCCAAGUUAGCUUGCUGGAGUCAUGAUCUCAUGGAAAAAACUGAUCUACAAUUUUAUUUGACAUGGCUCAAGGAUCAACUGAAACUUAGCUUUGAUGCCCUGCAGGAUCACACAGACUUGCAUGCGGGACUAGAACAAGAUACUGCUGUGGAUCAGGCCAAGGAGGCCAAUGAACUGCAUGAAUUACUCAACCCGAACAAUGAGUACAUUCAAUCCGUGGCACGAUGUCUACAAAUGAUGCUUCGUAUAGAUGAAUAUCGCUUUGCAUUCGUAUCCGUCGACGGAAUUUCAACUCUUCUUAGUGUUCUGUCUGGAAGGGUGAACUUCCAAGUGCAGUAUCAGCUUAUUUUCUGCCUGUGGGUACUUACUUUCAAUCCUCUGUUGGCGGAAAAGAUGAACAAGUUCAAUGUUAUACCCAUUCUUGCUGAUAUACUCAGCGACUCAGUCAAAGAAAAAGUAACACGUAUCAUACUCGCGGUAUUCAGAAAUUUAAUUGAAAAAGUGGAAGAUGGACAGGUCGCUAAAGAACAUUGCAUCGCUAUGGUGCAGUGCAAGGUGUUGAAGCAACUUUCGAUAUUAUGCCAACGAAAGUUCGACGACGAAGACAUCUCCGAUGAUAUCGAGUUUCUUAACGAUCAAUUGCAAGCGUCCGUGCAGGAUCUAAGUUCAUUCGACGAAUAUUCGACGGAGGUUAAAUCCGGUCGUCUGGAAUGGUCUCCCGUUCACAAGUCGGGCAAAUUCUGGCGCGAGAACGCCAGUCGUCUUAACGAAAAAAAUUACGAACUCUUGCGGAUUCUGGUGCAUCUACUGGAGACCAGCAAAGAUCCACUCGUCCUCAGUGUUGCCAGUUUCGAUAUAGGCGAAUAUGUGCGCCACUAUCCGCGUGGCAAGCACAUAAUUGAACAACUUGGUGGAAAGCAGCGUGUAAUGCAGCUUCUCGGGCACGAGGAUCCUAAUGUCAGAUAUGAGGCCCUUCUUGCUGUACAAAAACUCAUGGUACAUAAUUGGGAGUAUCUUGGGAAACAGUUAGAGAAGGAACAAACGGGUGCAUCCGGAGCACCUUCCAGUAAGCCUGGAACACAAGUGCCAGCAAAAGCUUAAACACUCGCACAACUUGUAUAAAAUAUAAAUUUUCUGCUCUGCGGAAAGUAUAAGAGUAUUAUAGUUCGUGUAUGAUAUGAUAAUUCGAAAUAUUUACAUUCCCUUCCAUCCCAUUGUAAAAAAAAA
This is a messenger RNA of Linepithema humile (Argentine ant), 1796 nucleotides long. It is a transcript of the gene VhaSFD, whose product is annotated as V-type proton ATPase subunit VhaSFD. The record is from RefSeq and is a predicted model, not a curated record. Gene Ontology annotation, molecular function: proton-transporting ATPase activity, rotational mechanism; protein binding. Gene Ontology annotation, biological process: proton transmembrane transport. Lineage: Eukaryota; Metazoa; Arthropoda; Insecta; Hymenoptera; Formicidae. Gene Ontology annotation, cellular component: lysosomal membrane; vacuolar proton-transporting V-type ATPase, V1 domain.